This is a messenger RNA of Aureobasidium namibiae CBS 147.97, 822 nucleotides long. Its product is annotated as Coq4-domain-containing protein. The record is from RefSeq and is a predicted model, not a curated record. Gene Ontology annotation, biological process: ubiquinone biosynthetic process. The coding region runs from base 1 to 822 and encodes 273 amino acids. The transcript has 2 exons. NCBI's taxonomy places the organism in Eukaryota, Fungi, Ascomycota, Dothideomycetes, Dothideales, Saccotheciaceae. Gene Ontology annotation, cellular component: mitochondrial inner membrane; mitochondrion.
AUGCCGUUACGCAUUCAGACGCGCUCUUUCUCGGUGCUCAACCGCCCAAAGCCAAACUAUCCCGGCCAUGUGCCUCUGAACAUUGUCGAGCGAUGCGGCCUGGCCGUCGGUUCUGCCCUGGGCUCCAUGCUCAACCAUCACCGCCACGACCUAGUCGCUGCCCUCGGCGAGGCAACAUGCCAGCCCUAUUUCAUCACACGCCUGCGACAGAGCAUGCUAUCGCAUCCUACAGGCCGCCGUAUCCUCCGUGACCGUCCCCGCAUCUCAUCCAAGACCAUGUCGCUCCAAUACCUGCGCACUCUGCCCGACAACUCGGUCGGCCGUGUCUACGCCCAAUGGCUCGAUCGUGAAGGUGUUACUCCCGACACUCGCGACCAGGUUCGCUACAUCGAUGAUCCGGAAGAGGCCUAUGUCAUGCAACGCUACCGCGAGUCGCACGACUUCUACCACGCCCUCACCGGCUUGCCCGUCUUCGCAGAGGGCGAGAUUGCUCUCAAAGCCUUCGAGUUUGCAAACACUCUUCUACCCAUGACUGCUCUUUCCAUGGCUGCCGUCGUGAAACUCAAGCCCGCCGCUCGCCGCCGUUUCUGGUCCACAUAUCUGCCUUGGGCUGUGUCCAAUGGCCUGCGCGCUGAACAUGUCAUCAACAUUUACUGGGAAGAAGUCCUGCACAAGGACUGCGCUCAGCUGAGAAAAGAGCUGGGCAUCCAAAUGCCUCCAGACCUCCGUGAACAAAGAAAGAUUAUGCGAGACCAGAAGAAGGCCGAAAAGGCCGCUCGCGAAGCUAGUCAAACCGUCGGCAAAGCUGUCAUGUCAAACUAA